AUGGCAUCCAUUGGCACCACAGUUCCUCCACAUGCCACCAUGGCUUCAGGGGAAUACAAGGGUACUAGUAGUCUUUUGGGCUCGGGCCGUGUGGCUGAUGUUGCAUUGAGGGUCUUGCUGUUUGCGACCGCCUUGGUUGCAAUUAUUGUCAUGGUCACUUCUGAACAAACCAAACUGGUUUCGUUGCUUCCGGGCCUGGAAGUACCUCUUGUUGCAAAGUUUAACUAUUCCCCUGCUCUCAUAUACUUGGUAGCAGCGCUUUCCGUGGCUUGUUUGUAUAGCCUAAUCACUGGUGUAUUGUCGGUUUUGGCGUUGAUGAAGCUCGGAGGGAACUUCACACAGAUGCACUUUUAUUUUGUUAUACUUGAUUCUCUGCUAUUAGGUAUCGUGGCGGCAGCUACUGGUGCAGCAGGAUCAGUUGGAUACAUUGCACUAAAAGGAAACUCUCACACCGGAUGGAACAAAAUCUGUGAUAAGUUCACUACAACUUGUGUGCACUAUGCAGCCUCGAUUAUUCUAUCGUUCAUAUCCUCCAUAGCUCUUCUACUACUCGUUUGGCUCUCUGUUUGUAUGCUUUCAAAGAUCAUUGCAAGGCGAUAA
Molecule: messenger RNA, 600 nt
Organism: Erigeron canadensis
Lineage: Eukaryota; Viridiplantae; Streptophyta; Magnoliopsida; Asterales; Asteraceae
Product: CASP-like protein 1
Exons: 3
Coding region: 1-600 (199 amino acids)
Source: RefSeq, a predicted model, not a curated record